AUGUCAAAGCCGUACGAUCGUCCUGAGCUGACGCCACAGUUCUGCUUCAAUCAGACCGCCCUGCGAGAUUUCCUUCGCCUAUCUCGUGCCACAAUAGACGAUUCCAUCACCCAGAACCUGAACUCGCUCCUGACCCCUGCAUCUGUCGGCUUCGAUCCCUCUUCGACGAGCACUCGCUCGACGUUACCACCCGGCACGCGCCGUCAAAUUCCGGCGACCAGCUGCGAUUACUUCAAAGACAGAGUGCUGUUCCCGUCAUGGCAGAUGCGCUCUGAUGUUCUGAGCUACUGUGCGAGUGUGGCCACAUCAUCGGAUCCCGACGACCCCGUGUCUAUUCUUCGUGAGGUGGAGGACGCCAAGGUCCGCGAACGUAUCGUUGAUGAGCGACUGGAUCCCUACAGCGCCCGCUAUUUCCCGAAAGAGCUGCGGACGGAGAUGUUGGCGAACGUAGUUAGGAAUGAGCGGAUGGUGGAGAACAUCAUCAGGACUAGAACAUGGAGUUUAGUGGGGGAGAGGUGCGGAGGCGAGGCUCGAGGCUUUGAGGACGCCUUGAAUGAUUGGAGAAAGGGGCAGGAGGGCGGACCGCAAUGA
Messenger RNA from Diplodia corticola, 591 nucleotides. RefSeq names its product caffeine-induced death protein cid2. The transcript has 2 exons. Lineage: Eukaryota; Fungi; Ascomycota; Dothideomycetes; Botryosphaeriales; Botryosphaeriaceae. Gene Ontology annotation, cellular component: mitochondrion; mitochondrial intermembrane space. The record is from RefSeq and is a predicted model, not a curated record. The coding region runs from base 1 to 591 and encodes 196 amino acids.